This is a messenger RNA of Gaeumannomyces tritici R3-111a-1, 1788 nucleotides long. RefSeq lists its product as hypothetical. The record is from RefSeq and is a predicted model, not a curated record. NCBI's taxonomy places the organism in Eukaryota, Fungi, Ascomycota, Sordariomycetes, Magnaporthales, Magnaporthaceae. Bases 65 to 1558 code for a protein of 497 amino acids. Gene Ontology annotation, molecular function: oxidoreductase activity. The transcript has 3 exons.
CAACUCCUCGUUAACCGCACCUUUCUUGCACAACUUGGCCUGCAUCAGAGUAACCCUCAGCAACAUGGUUCAUCGACUCUCCUUGCGUGGGAUCGCAUCCCGCCUCAUUCUGCUACUGUCUAGCAUGCCCGUCACGAGCGGUGCCGCCGUGGCCGAAAAGCCGGUCGAGAUGGAUGUCGUCGUCGUGGGCGGGGGCUUCUCAGGUCUCAUGUCCGGCUAUGAACUCCAGCAGGCCGGGCUCAAGGCCGUCGUGCUAGAGGCCAAGGACACCAUCGGCGGCAGGUCUCGGUCGGUCAAGCGCAAGAGCGGUCCAGGCAUCAUCGAGCUCGGUGCCACCUGGAUCAACAAUCACACGCAAAAGGAGGUGUACGCUCUCACGCAGAAGUUCGGACUCGACACGGCUGUGCAGUACUUGCAAGGAAACUCGGUCGUGCAAGGGCCGGAUGGGAAGAUCAUCCAGGUGUCAUUGGGGGGCCCAAACACCGACAACCCAGAGCUACAAGAGCUGGAAAAAGUGUUUUUCGGCCUCCUAAUCACGACCGAACACGACAUCGAUAUCCGCAACUUUGACAAGUUCCCGGUGGACCAAGAUGUCAGCGUCACCGACUGGGUCGCUCAGAAGGGACUUGGCGGUAUUGAGCAUGUGCAGGGGCUUACCAAGAGACUUGUCACCUCCACCGUUGGGCGGGAACCAGAGGAAGUUGGAGCGCAUUACUUCUUGGACUACGUCAAAUCUGGGCAUGGCCUCAUCAGUCUCAGCACAGAUGACGAGAAAGGCGCCCAGUACCUCAAGGUCAAGCAGGGAACCACGGCCAUAGCGACGGGUCUAGCCGACGCCAUGACACCAGGGAGCGUGCUUGUCAACAGCCCAGUGACGAGCGUAAAGCACACUUGCGACGGCGCGCUGGUCACCACCGGCAAGGGCAAGCAGUUCAAGGCCAAGCGCGUGAUCUUUGCCAUCCCGACCAACACCUACGCCGACAUCGACAUCAAGCCGGCGCUGCCCGCCGAAAAGCAGGAGCUCUUCUCCAGCGCCAAGCCGGGCGUCUACGCCAAGCUGAUCCUGUCGUACCGCGAGCCCUGGUGGCGCAACGCGCAGCUGGACGGCAAGUUCAGCUCCGUCAACGGGCCCGUCUGCUUCAGCUGGGACACUUCGGACCCGUCGCUGGACCAGUACAGCCUCGCCGUCUUCGUGGCUGCCGACGCGGCGGCUCGGUGGCACGCGCUGCCCGACAAGGAGCGGCGGGCGGCCGUGGUCGAGCACCUGGCGAUGCUAGCGGGGGCGGUGGACUCGAAGCUGGCGGACAAGGCGCGCGACACGCUCGAGAUCAACUACGUCGAGUGGACCAAGGAGUCGCACAUCUGGGGGGCGCCCACCAACUCGAUGGGGCCGGGGAUGCUGCGCAAGUACGGCGAGACAUUGCGCAGGCCAGUCGGGGUGCUGCACUUUGGCGGGGGCGAUACGGCGUAUGAGUGGAAGGGGUACCUGGAGGGCGCCGUCUUGGCCGGAUCCCGGGCUGCGGAGGAGGUGGCUUCGGUGUUGGCUGGGAGGGGUUAGUGAGGGCGCAAGUGUUGGGGUUACAAGGCCUAGGCACAGAAGGCCUGCAUAUCGACUACACAAAUGCACUUGCCAAGCCCGAACCUGCAGCUUGCAGGCCAGGAUCGCGCUAGCAAACGGGCGGGGUUAGGUGGCGUGACGCGUGGUGUAGUUGUGGUGGGAACCUAUUAGCGUCCAAAUAGCGGUAUGAUGAAGGCAUAUCCUGAUUAGACAGGGCCCCAGUGAAGCCC